Malassezia globosa CBS 7966 is the source of this 1221-nucleotide messenger RNA. RefSeq lists its product as uncharacterized. The coding region runs from base 1 to 1221 and encodes 406 amino acids. Gene Ontology annotation, molecular function: metal ion binding. The transcript has a single exon. Lineage: Eukaryota; Fungi; Basidiomycota; Malasseziomycetes; Malasseziales; Malasseziaceae. The record is from RefSeq and is a predicted model, not a curated record. Gene Ontology annotation, cellular component: mitochondrion.
AUGUCGAAGUGUGGGUCUAACAAACAGAACGAAGGCGCGCCUGUGGCGUCUGUCACGGUUGCUGUUCGCGCUGGUCCUCGCUUUGAGUCUGAGGCUGGAGUGGCACAUGCAUUGAAGAACUUUGCAUUCAGGUCAACAAAAGACCGUUCGGCACUCCGUAUUGUGCGUGAGACGGAGCUGAAUGGUGGUGUCCUGUCUGCAUCGCUUUCUCGUGAGCACCUACUUCUCACUGCUGAGUUCCUUAAGGGCGAUGAGGCUCAUUUUAUUGAGCUUCUUGCAAAUGUUGUCGGCAAUGGCAAGUACUGCCGCCACGAGUUCAACGAGGAUGUAAUUCCCUCUAUGGUCGCUGACAGCGAGCAAGCCUCCCAGGACCCUGUUGCUCUCGGUAUGGACGCACUUUUCUCGUAUGCAUACCGCAGUCGUGGUGUCGGCAGCUCGCUCUUUGCAAGUCCAUCGUCGCCUGUCACUGUCGAGGCCGUCCGCGCUUACGCAGCGCAGGCUAUGAACAAGUCGAACUUGGCGAUUGUGAGCUCGGGUCUGUCGGAUGCCACACUACGCUCGCUUGUAUCCAAGCACUUUGAGAAUGUGCCGGCCGGCUCCGCUCUUAAAGCUGCUCCUUCGAAGUACUAUGGCGGUGACUGCCGUGCAGCUAUGACUGAUGCUCACGGUCAUGGUCUUCCCGUUGACCACUUCUUCCUGGCUUUCGAGGGUGCCUCGCGUGUCAAUGCAGCUCCUUUGUUUGUGCUCGAGUCUCUGCUGGGUGGUAACUCGUCGGUCAAGUGGUCCGCUGGUCUAAGCCCUCUUUCUCAAAUCACUGGCGCAAAAGCACACGCCUUCAACAUCUCGUUGCAGGACACGGGUCUGUUUGGUAUUCAUGUCAUUGCUCCUUCGGCCAAGGUGUCCGAAGCUGCGAAGGCUGCCUCUCAGACCCUGAAGGCCGCCGCUGAUAGCGUGUCGUCUGAGGAUGUUGCUCGUGCUGUGGCCAAGGCCAAGUUCCUUGCUGCGCAGGACUUCGAAGGCACUCGUGCAUUGAGCCACGAGACAAUUGCUACUGGCUUGCUUGAUGACUCAUCAGCCAGCCUUGAUAGCGUACUGGACAAGUUUGAGUCUAUCAAGGCCGCUGACGUGUCUUCUGCUGCACAGACUCUUCUGAAGAGCAAGCCAUCGUCGGUGGCACUUGGUGAUGUGAAGCAGCUCCCAUACGCAGACGAGCUCUUUUAA